AUGCACAGCUUGAACCAGAAAACUUGUCAUUUGAGUUCCACAAAUUCGCCUGUUUUGCCUGCUCUAAUGACCGCUAUUGAAUCACGCCCGCUUCAGCCGAACCCACAUCACGUCCGUUCAGUGACGAGCACUGCCAGCCUCGCUGCCGUAGUGGCGGUGUGCAAUCCAACUAAGGUCUUUUCGGUAUUGGCAUCAUCCUCUCCAUCCCUUGAGACUCAGUCACAGAAAGUAUUAAAGCCGACUUCCUCCAGUCUUUUUCUUGAUUCAAAAUCUCAAGGUGACGGAGAGAUUUCUACGCAUUCUACUCGAUCGGAAAGGAUAGGUUGUGAGGAGCGUUCGAUGAACUCCUGUUUUUCUGACUCUAUGAUUUCUGGCACAUACUUCAAUAAGGCGUGCUCAUCGCAGGACAAGUUUAAAAGAACAAAUAAGAAUCGUCAGCGGCUGGGUACGCUUACGGGACCAUCGGCAUUCACUUCCACUGCGACUUCACCACAGCCCUACGACAACGCGUCGAACGGAUCUCCUGCUAUAGGUAAUUUUAGAAUAAAAAAAACAGAUCACGGGCGAGUGCCCGCUGGUAACACCAAGCAAUUCACUACAUCGACUACAAAAGGCUCACCUAAUAUAAAAACGAAUGCGGCAUUUAAUAACAGACCGCGCCCAGUGAACUACAAUGAUCUCAUGAGGUCCGAACAAACGAGGUUGUCAUCCUCUUUGCCGGAUGGAACCCCUAAAUCAUCGGAGCCUCAGAGGGGCCUUGUAUUAGGGUCCUCAUUUUACGUCGGACCUCGUUCCGGCACUGACCCUGUUGCGGCAAACGAGCCCUCAUGGUCGUCUGGGUUAGCCGCACAAUCUGCACCCCAUCAAAGGGCACUUCAGUCCACUUCAAAUGUGGGGGAUGCCCCUUCAUCGGUGUCCUUUUUAGAGGGACCCUUACCACCGGCGGUUCGUGCCAUGCUCGAGACGGCCUGUGCUUCUCCCGUUUCAAUUACUCACUACCAUGAGUCUUUUGCGGGUGUACAGGGCGUAUCUCCUGGUCUCGGAGAAAAUGGCGCCCUUGUCGUGCAGGCGCCCCUUGCGGUUGAGGAAGCCGAGCGACAGGCUCGCCGUUUGCUCAGCACUAGUCGUCGGCUUAAGGUUUAUCGCGAAGAGCUGCAAACCGCCAAAGCGGAGUUCAGUGAUAUGCAGGACCUUGUCCAGAAGGAUACCCUCGUGCGGCGGGCCCUUGAAACCGAACUUGUCGAUAUCGAUAGCACGAUUGCACGAUUGAUGAAGGAACGUGCUUUGUGCGAGGCUCAGUUUCAGCAGCAAGAUAAUCUAAUUACGCGGGAUUCAGAAAGGCUUCACAAGGCAGAAGAGCGAGUUACGGUGUUAAACGAAACUAUUGAAAACAUGAUGCAGUCAACACAGGCUGACCAGCUGGUGUUGAAUCGACUCGUUCCGAACCUGAACAUUGAAAAUUAUAUAUAA
Phytomonas sp. Hart1 is the source of this 1470-nucleotide messenger RNA. The record is from the annotation of a GenBank genome assembly. Lineage: Eukaryota; Euglenozoa; Kinetoplastea; Trypanosomatida; Trypanosomatidae.